CCCAACACGCACAACACCACCAAAUAUUCCCCUCCUCACCAAAAGCCAUCAGAUCUGAAUCUCCUCCUCCACGCAAUGAAGCCCACUUCGUCAGUCUCCACGGCGGCGCUGGCGGUGGCGGCGGUGCUCCUCCUCAGCCUGGUAUCUGUCAAUGCCUACGACGACCAGGUGUCGGCGACGCCGGCGCUGGUGAAGAAGGUGAAGGGAAAGAAGGUGUGCGACAAAGGGUGGGAGUGUAAAGGGUGGUCGCAGUACUGCUGCAAUCUCACCAUCACUGAUUUCUUCCAGACUUACCAAUUCGAGGAGCUCUUCUCCAACCGCAACGCCCCGGUGGCUCACGCCGUUGGGUUCUGGGACUUCCAGUCGUUUAUUCUCGCCGCCUCGCUUUUCCAGCCUCAAGGGUUCUGCACCACCGGCGGGAAGCUCAUGCAGAUGAAGGAGCUCGCCGCGUUUCUCGGACACGUCGGCAGCAAGACCUCUUGUGGGUAUGGUGUGGCCACUGGAGGACCAUUGGCCUGGGGACUUUGCUACAACAGGGAAAUGAGUCCGAUGCAGUCAUACUGUGAUGACUUCUACAAAUACACAUAUCCUUGCUCUCCUGGAGCUGAAUACUAUGGUCGGGGAGCUUUGCCUAUUUACUGGAAUUACAAUUACGGUGCAGCUGGGGAAGCAUUGAAGGUUGAUCUGCUGAACCAUCCAGAAUACAUUGAGCAGAAUGCUACUCUUGCCUUCCAGGCUGCAAUAUGGAGGUGGAUGACUCCUAUCAAGAAAUCACAACCCUCAGCUCACGAAGCAUUUGUUGGCACUUGGGAGCCCACCAAGAAUGAUACAUUGUCCAAGCGGCUUCCUGGAUUUGGCGCAACAAUGAAUCUUCUAUAUGGGGAGAGUGUUUGUGGCCAGGGAGACAUUGACGCCAUGAAUACCAUCGUUUCCCAUUACCAGUACUACCUUGACCUUUUGGGUGUCGGUCGUGAGCAAGCAGGUCCCCAUGAAGUGCUAACUUGUGCCGAGCAGCUUGCAUUUAAUCCGAUUACCAAAGCAUCUUCUUGAACUCUUUCAGUGGUGCGUGAGAUGAAUUAUCCCGUUGCCAGGACUGUUACUCCCCGAGAUGAAUUAUCAAUAAAUGAAGAUGUCCAAGCUAGCUGUUCAUAGGAUUAUAUCGAGUGUAAAUUGUGAAAACACAUGACGUGGUAUUUAUAUGUUGCUUUCAUGGAAUUUUAUUUUUAUUCUUUUACAAUUGAAAUGCGUGAUCAUGUAAUUUGUAAAAUGUAAUAUAUGAACUAUAUUCUUGCCA
Argentina anserina (silverweed cinquefoil) is the source of this 1294-nucleotide messenger RNA. RefSeq names its product chitinase-like protein 1. NCBI's taxonomy places the organism in Eukaryota, Viridiplantae, Streptophyta, Magnoliopsida, Rosales, Rosaceae. The transcript has 3 exons. The coding region runs from base 76 to 1050 and encodes 324 amino acids. Gene Ontology annotation, molecular function: chitinase activity. Gene Ontology annotation, biological process: cell wall macromolecule catabolic process; chitin catabolic process; carbohydrate metabolic process. The record is from RefSeq and is a predicted model, not a curated record.